AUGGAGAAUAUGGAGCUGUUUUUUCUCCUCUGUCUGGUUCUCUGUGUUUCAUCUGAUGGUCUACAUGACAGUUUCAGGUUUAUUGCGUGUACAGACACUGAAGGGUUCAACAUGAUAACACUGGAUGAUGAAGAAGUUUGGCACGCUGACUUUAUCCAACAAAAAGGAGUUGAUACCAUGCCAGACUUUGUCAGCCAUCCAAGCACUGAGGGAUUAUUUGAGCAAUCUGUAGGUCAACAAGAACUCUGCAAAUAUAACCUGAAGAGGAUCCGUAAGGGUUUGAAGGACAUUCCUGAUGCAUUCGAUGCUCCCUCCGCCCUGGUCUACAACGCUAACAGUGUGGAGCUAGAAGAGAAGAACAUCCUGAUCUGUCAUGUCUCUGGUUUCUAUCCUGCUCCUGUAAACGUCUCCUGGACCAAGAACAACCAGAAGGUGACUGAAGGAACCAGCAUCAACGUUCCCUUUCCCAACAAGGACAGCACCUUCACCCAGAUCUCCAGACUGGACUUCAUCCCUCAGCUGGGAGACGUCUACAGCUGCUCAGUGGAGCAUCCAGCCCUACAGGAACCACUGAGCACAAUAUGGGAAGUGGAGCUGGACAGUCCUCAGCCCAGUAUUGGACCAGCUGUGUUCUGUGGCGUCGGUCUGACGGUGGGUCUUCUUGGUGUGACCGUUGGAACCUUCUUCCUGAUCAAAGGGAACGAGCUGAUUGGUCGAAGCUGAUGGGUCCAAAGACCUGCCAGUCUUCUGCUGUACCAGUGAAAGGAUCAGGACCUAGUUCUGACCCAAACACUGCUCCCCCCAUGGUGGAUUCUUCUGUUACCUCCUCAGAUUCUCUCAGGCCUUCUUUAGGACCCAUGGUUAAUGUGAACACUAUAAUCUUUAAAUAUAAGUUUCUGGAUGUUCUGGAACAUGUUUCUCUGAAAUGCCUCAAAAAGUCCAACUGAUGUAAUCUUAUUUAAAGACAAUGAAGGUGCUUUCUUUGGUUUAGUGAUUAAAUCAACUUCUCUGCUGUCAGACUGCUAAACACUUUAUAAAUA
Cyprinodon variegatus (sheepshead minnow) is the source of this 1040-nucleotide messenger RNA. RefSeq names its product H-2 class II histocompatibility antigen, A-U alpha chain-like. The coding region runs from base 1 to 723 and encodes 240 amino acids. Gene Ontology annotation, biological process: immunoglobulin production involved in immunoglobulin-mediated immune response; positive regulation of T cell activation; peptide antigen assembly with MHC class II protein complex. The transcript is spliced from 4 exons. NCBI's taxonomy places the organism in Eukaryota, Metazoa, Chordata, Actinopteri, Cyprinodontiformes, Cyprinodontidae. Gene Ontology annotation, cellular component: membrane; MHC class II protein complex. Gene Ontology annotation, molecular function: MHC class II protein complex binding. The record is from RefSeq and is a predicted model, not a curated record.